UUCGGGAAAAAAAAUCGUAACGCCGUCUAUGAACAACGUUAGCAAUGAGUCAGAAUUUUGUUUUUUCCUUUUCUUGUUUUUUCUUUUCUAAAAUCAAGUUUUUUACAAUCAAGUUGGAUAAAAUCGUGAAAGUUUCAUCGAUCAACACAGCGAUGCAAACUGUGUCAUUUAAAGAAGAUAAAGUCAAAAUUAUCGGCUCACAUCGUGGAAAGCUAUCAUCGUUUAAAAUAAAAGGGACAGCGGCAUCGAAAUACGAAUUUUCCGUUCGAUUUGAUGAAAUACUGAGCAAAAUUCCUCAUCAUUUGCAACCGGGUACUGUUGCAUUUACAUUGUAUUCUAAUGCCAAAGACUUUGCAAUUAUUUGUCAUCGUCAUACAAUGACAAAAAAUUAUGGCCAAGUAAUUGUCGAUUCCUAUUCAUCAAUAAAAGAUGUCACAAUUACUCCGAAAUUUCAUAAUAUUUUACAUUACUGGCAGGAUGCGGCAAAAUUUGGGCCUAUAUAUCGGAACUCCUCAUACAAAUAUGAGCGUGUUCAUCAAAAUAAUAAGCGUGUUCAAUCGCCUCAUCAAAAAAUUUGA
Molecule: messenger RNA, 578 nt
Organism: Dermatophagoides pteronyssinus (European house dust mite)
Lineage: Eukaryota; Metazoa; Arthropoda; Arachnida; Sarcoptiformes; Pyroglyphidae
Source: RefSeq, a predicted model, not a curated record